Messenger RNA from Oppiella nova, 594 nucleotides. The record is from the annotation of a GenBank genome assembly. NCBI's taxonomy places the organism in Eukaryota, Metazoa, Arthropoda, Arachnida, Sarcoptiformes, Oppiidae.
AUCUUCGAGAAGACUUUUGCGGUCAAUGUGUUUGGUUUGGUUAGAGUUACCAAACAUUGUUUACCACUUUUGAGGAAAUCUGGCGGACGAGUAGUCAAUAUGGCCAGUGUUGCCGGUCGUUUCACAUUCUGGGGAAUUACAGCCUAUUGUAUGUCUAAAUACGCGGUUAGAGCCUUCUCUGAUGGACUCCGCAAAGAGUUGAGUCGUUUUGGUGUAAAAGUGGUGACAAUAGAGCCAAAUAUGUACAAAACAGAAAUCGUCAAUUUGGACACACUUUCCAAUGCGUUGGAUCAGAUAUGGGACAAAACUGAUCCGCAAAUACGCGAAGACUAUGGCGGCCAUAGAUUUCACCAACAAAUGAGAAAUCGCUUGAAAUACAAUGUCAUGAUAUCUCGACCACAGAUACACGAAGUACUGGACGUCCAGCAGAAGGCCAUCACUCUUUGCGAACCCGACCUCUACUACAGAUGUGCCGCCAUUACAGAGAAGCCCUCCAUUUGGUUCCUCUCCAUCCUUCCAGAAUCGGCUCAAGACUUCUUUCUGACGGGAAAGGCGUGGAAAAUGGCUCUGGAUUUUUAUAAAUGCAAACAAUAA